AUGUCAAAGGUUCUUGCAGUCACCGGUGCCACAGGCAAACAAGGUGGUGGCCUCAUAAACUACGUCCUCAACGACCCAGAACUCUCAAAACAAUACACCAUCCGCGCCAUCGCCCGUGAUGUCGAUUCCGAAAAGUCCAAAGACCUCAAGGCGCGCGGUGUUGAAGUUGUCCAGGGCGACUUAACCGAUCAAGCUUCCAUGAAGAAGGCUCUUACGGGUGCUCACUACUUCUUCCUCGUGACUGCGGCUUUCUGGACUGCUACCGACCUAAAGCCUGAAUAUGAUAUCAUCAAGAAAAUUGCUGAUACCGCUGUUGAAGCUGGUAUUGAGUACAUCAUCUUUAGCAGUCUUCCCAGUUGUUCUGACAUCUCUGGCGGCAAAUACACCAAAAUCCAUCCCUUUGACGCUAAGGCCGAGGGCGAAAAGUACAUCCGUACACUCCCCAUCAAGAAAGCAUUUGUUCGUCUCGCCUUCUUCUUCGAGAAUCUUGUCCAGAUCCCUUUCUGGCAACCUCAGAAGGACGCGGAAGGGAACUGGGUUUUGGCUCUCCAACUCUCACCCAAGACACGUAUCCCAUGGGUUGACAACGGCAGCAACGUUGGCAGCUUCGUUGGUGCCAUUCUCGCCGAGCCUGAAAAGUACGAUGGUGUUGGCUUCAACGCGGCUGUUGGGUACUACACCAUGGAAGAUAUCGUGGCUAUUGAGAGUCAAGCCACUGGGAAAAAGAUCACAUACAAGCAGAUUCCCCCCGAGGAAUUUGCAGACAAGUUGCCUGUUUUCAAGGAGGUUUUUGUAGAGGCUUUUCAUUCUGGUGACGAGUUUGGGUACUUUGGUCCUGGGGAGAAAAAGUCUGUUGCUUGGGCUGCUGAGAGGGCCAGGGGUAAGCUUGUAACUGCGGAGGAGUUCUUCAAGGCGAACCCUCUCAAAUUGGAGUAG
This is a messenger RNA of Fusarium venenatum, 936 nucleotides long. RefSeq lists its product as uncharacterized. Lineage: Eukaryota; Fungi; Ascomycota; Sordariomycetes; Hypocreales; Nectriaceae. The record is from RefSeq and is a predicted model, not a curated record. Gene Ontology annotation, cellular component: nucleus.